AAUUUCAUUCCAUAUAUUGCAUUCGAACAGUUCUCGAUUGAGAAGACACAAUUCAAUUAACGGUCGCUUUGUGUUUUGAGUGUGCGUGUUUUUUUUUAAGUUUUUUGUGCCAGCUUUGGAUUUGCUUUGAAAUAUUAAAUUGGAUAUCUUACCCCUUCGGUUCGUUUGUAAUUAGAAAAGAACAUGGGCAAAUCUACGGGGGUAUUUUUCGUCCUAACAUUUCUCUCGCUACAAAUUGUCAACUGUGAACCACCGGUGCUAAUAUUGGCGCCUAAUCUGAUUCAAGUGGUAACGUCGAGUACUCUGCAAUGGGCAGCGGUGUCACCGCGACACCCUCCUGACUUGCAAGACGCCGUAGUGGGAGCCUACCAAAACAUACGAGAUGAAAGCGAUGAAAACAGCGCAUCUGAUGGAAUUUCAAGCAAACCCGUCUACAUAUGCCGCGCCAAGCAGAGCGCAAUCUGGGUAUCCGGCCAACUGCGCCCGAAUAAUCUUCGCUGCGUCACGUCAUUACGAGGCACCGUCGAACAGUUCGAUCGCUAUGAAGUGCUAAUCAACACAGAGGGCUCUGCAAAUCUAACUUGGGUCUCGAGAGACAAAUACAGCUUAGACCCCCAAGGUGCGGUCACCGGUGGCGACGAACCGUUCCGAAACUUCAUAGCACGCCGAAAAGUAGUCAACCAUCACAAGGAGGGCUCCCUCACACAUCUCCUGGGAACAUUUGACCCAAAAGACAAUUUGGGAAGGUACACCUUAGUCGAUCAGAACAACAAGCAGCUCGAGUUCGAGGACGGCGAAAUAUUGGUCGAAACAGAACCGGUCGCGUACGAACUUGUACGCAUCAAGCUUGACUACAAUCGUAAGCGCGUCAAUCAGCAGCCUCUAGUGCUCGGACACGAAAUACUCAAAAACGAGUAUGACGAGUCUGUUGGAGUUGCCCGAGUUGAUGCAGUCAUGCCCUACAAGUUCAACUACACCUUGUACUGGGGACACGGCCAUGGUAUGCUAACUGGACUACCACUAGUAGUGCGUUCCCAUAACGGCACAAGCACCAACGGCAAGUGGGGGUUACCCGAGUCGAUGGAGAAAUUGUCCACAUAUCAAAUCGAAGGGUUCCUAGCACCUGGGACCGCCGUAAACGUAACGCUUCGAGGAAAUUACGGCGAGUGGGACACCCCCUACACUGCAACCGUCGUUUCGAUCUACCAAUACGGUGACAAAAUGGAAAGGCUAAUCAAAGACAGCCAGAGAGAACACACGAUGAGAGACGUCAUCCCCGAAUUUGGCCCAAUCUACUUCCUACACAACAACAGCUUCGUACCAACCACUACGACGACCACCACCACGACCACAACAACUCGAACUACCGUUACAUUUAAAACCACCACCACCACCGAAGAGGUUAUCCCAAUAACCCCACCCGAAGUGUACGACCAAGAAAUGAACAAGGUCGUAAACGUGGACGACAACAGCUUGGACAUGGAAAACAACAUCAUGAUUGCAGAUCAGGGCGGGGCGCAAUCUUUGAAAAACAAGGACGCCAAAGAAUCCGAUGGAAACUUCGCGAUAACCGCAAGGGGUAGUGCAAUCAUAUCGUUAUUGGGCAUAAUCUGUGCGCUUACGUUUACGUAAAAAUUGUGCGGUGCUUUUACGGUUCACUUCGGGGCUUGUAAUUAGUGUGUGUGAAGUAUGAGAUGAGUGUAUAUAUCGCAGCUUAAUUAUCCAAUCUUUUAGGUUAGUAAAAGUUUCCCAAAACCCACGAUUAGCAUUCCAAGUAUGAGUACUGAAAGGAAGUGUGUAAAUAACCAGUGUAAAUAUUAUGUUAGAAAGACGAAUAAGUGAUUAGGAAAAGGUGUACGGAGGGGUUUCUACGUCCAAUACUUCGCAUUUAAGUAUCAAAGCGUAUUUUUGCAAAUAUUUAAAGUGAAUCGCGCCACUGGUUACCGUGUGAUUUUGAAAGAUGAACGUGUACAAAAUUCUAGUUUUAUUUACGAUCGAGGUACUAUUAAUUUGUUUUGUUUUCCCAUUUAUUUAUGUUCCUUCGUUCUUAGUAUAGUAUAUUACUUUCUACCACUUGUAUGUACAAAUUUAACGCAAAGAAGAUGCAAUUUAUAUUUAUAAGUUUUUUGGAUAAAUAGAAUAGCGGUAAAAAUUAGGCAGUGUUAAGAGUAUAUUUUGGUAUAUGUGCAACGCGUAUAGGACUGUGCCUCUAGCAACAUGUUACACAUCUGAAGAGAUUUUGGCUUGACCAAUGCAAAAUGCUGCUUGCCAUACACGAUUAGGUAUCAAAAUGGUAAAUCAUAUCUAACUCAAUGCUAACCUGUUUGAACUCCUUGCUCUUUAAAUAUAUUCCACCGAGAAUAUGUACUCGAUAAAAAUGUUCUUCGACUGAUGUAAUGUAAAAAAAUCAUAAAUGUGUAUUCAUGUAAAUGUAGAUAUACCUAUAAAGUUAAAACAAGUAAA
Molecule: messenger RNA, 2463 nt
Organism: Photinus pyralis (common eastern firefly)
Lineage: Eukaryota; Metazoa; Arthropoda; Insecta; Coleoptera; Lampyridae
Gene: uzip
Product: protein unzipped
Exons: 3
Coding region: 184-1632 (482 amino acids)
Source: RefSeq, a predicted model, not a curated record